CCUGGAAAAUACCGAGCCCCGGGGAGCGGAGCCCCGGAGCCUCUGAGCCUAGCCCGGAGGGAGGGAGAAAGGGAGGGGGCGCGCGGGGCGGGGGGGGGCACGGGGCGGGGCAGGGCGGCGGGACCCACUGCUCCUCCCCCCGGAGCCCCCGCGCGGCCCCGGUCGCCCGGGCAGCAGCGGCGGCGGCUGAGGCGCUCGCACCCCGGGCCCUGGCGGGCCCCCGCGGAGCAGCGGGCACAGGGGGCCAGCCUCUGCCUGUCUCGAACUCUCCAUCGGCCCAGGACCCCGGACAGCCCCACCCGCGCCCCCAGCGCACUGACUCCCGUCCUCAAACCGGUCCUGCAGGUCCCAGGAAGGUGGCGUCAGCAUCUGCAGCCGCGUCGACGUUGUCGGAGCCUCCGCGGAGGACCCAGGAGAGCGGGACUAGGACCAGGGCGCUGGGCCUCCCCAUGGAGAAGUCCGCUGCCUCAACAGAGCCCCAAGGGCCUCGGCCAGUCCUGGGCCGCGAUAGUGUCCAGGUGCCCGACGACCAGGACUUCCGCAGUUUCCGGUCAGAGUGUGAGGCCGAGGAGGGCUGGAAUCUGACCUACAGCAAGGCCGGCGUGUCUGUGUGGGUUCAGGCUGUGGAGAUGGAUCGGACCCUGCACAAGAUCAAGUGCCGGAUGGAGUGCCGCGAUGUGCCAGCUGAGACACUCUAUGACGUCCUACACGACAUUGAAUACCGAAAGAAGUGGGACAGCAACGUCAUUGAGACUUUCGACAUUGCCCGCUUAACAGUCAAUGCUGACGUGGGCUAUUACUCUUGGAGGUGUCCAAAGCCCCUGAAGAACCGUGAUGUCAUCACCCUCCGCUCCUGGCUCCCCAUGGGCACUGAUUACAUCAUUAUGAAUUACUCAGUCAAACAUCCUAAAUACCCACCUCGGAAAGACUUGGUCCGAGCUGUGUCCAUCCAGACGGGCUACCUCAUCCAGAGCACGGGGCCCAAGAGCUGCGUCAUCACCUACCUGGCCCAGGUGGACCCCAAAGGCUCCUUACCCAAAUGGGUAGUGAAUAAAUCUUCUCAGUUCCUGGCUCCCAAGGCCAUGAAGAAGAUGUACAAAGCGUGCGUCAAGUACCCAGAGUGGAAGCAGAAACAUCAACCGCACUUCAAGCCGUGGCUACACCCGGAGCAGAGCCCGUUGCCGAGCCUGGCGCUGUCGGAGCUCUCCGUGCAGCACGCGGACUCGCUGGAGAACAUCGAUGAGAGCGCGGUGACGGAGAGCCGGGAGGAGCGCACGGGCGGCGCGGGCGGCGAGGGCAGCGACGACGACACCUCGCUCACCUGAUUGUGGCACCACCGCAGGGACCUAGACAAGAUGGAGUGGGGUCAGGGGUGGCGGAUCCUCCCGCGCUUUCUCCCCUCCCCCACCGCCUGCGCCUCCUAGGGACGCUGGGCUGGGGCCCAGGCUGGCGCUGCGGCCCCACUGGACACAGCCCCAAUAAACGAUCCCACAGCCUCA
Molecule: messenger RNA, 1499 nt
Organism: Prionailurus viverrinus (fishing cat)
Lineage: Eukaryota; Metazoa; Chordata; Mammalia; Carnivora; Felidae
Gene: STARD10
Product: StAR related lipid transfer domain containing 10
Exons: 7
Coding region: 450-1325 (291 amino acids)
Molecular function (GO): lipid binding
Source: RefSeq, a predicted model, not a curated record